CAAAACAAAAAAGCCAAAAACCAGGUGCCCAUCCACCAUUUUUACAUAAAUUUAACUGUUCUUCCAUUACCGGCGAAUCAGUUCGCUGUUUCAAAAUACCCCCUUUUUCUAAUUAUGCGCUGUACAAUUCCACUAUAAAUAGUUCCGCACCAGAGCUUAUCUAAAUUAUCAUUUAUAACCACCACCACCACCACCACUAUUUUAGAUCUCAGACCGUUACGAUUCUUCCGGCGACGAUCAGGUAGCAGUUGAAAAUGACGACGGAAGCGGCGGAGAGACCUGUGAUGAUCGUCGCCGUCGACGACAGCGAACACAGCUUCUACGCUCUCAGUUGGACGUUGGAUCACUUCUUCUCCGAAUCCGCCUCUCCUUUCAAGCUCGUCCUCCUCCACGCCAAACCUUCGCCGGCUUCCGCCGUAGGCCUCGCCGGCCCCGGGGCUGCUGAAGUGCUGCCAUACGUGGAUUCGGAUUUGAAGAGGAUCGCUGCGCGGGUUGUUGAAAAGGCCAAGGAAAUUUGCGCCUCUAAAUCGGUUAAUGAGCCUGCAAUCGAGAUUGUUGAAGGAGAUGCCAGAAAUGUCCUCUGCGAGGCUGUGGAGAGGCACCAUGCCUCUAUAUUGGUUGUGGGGAGCCAUGGUUAUGGAGCCAUCAAGAGGGCUGUACUGGGCAGUGUAAGUGACUAUUGUGCUCACCAUGCUCACUGCAGUGUCAUGAUUGUGAAGAAGCCAAAGCAUAAGGCCUAAGGUCUGCUGCCAUCAUAAUCAUCAUCAUCAUCCCUUCCUGUUUGAUUGAGUCCCAAAUGUUUUCUUAUUGCUCAUUAGAUUCUGGAUGAAGUCAUUGUAUGAAUGGCUUUGAUUUGUGUGUAUAAAUGCAUUGACGUCACCAUACAUAUAUAAACAACACAUGGGUCAUGGGUGGUCUUGAUAUGGAUUGUGAUAAUUGACGUACAAGUGAGCAUAUGGGAUAAAUAAAGGAUUGGGUCAUCUUCAUUAAGCUCCAAUAGAGUUUCUAGAUGUAGUUUUGAUUCUAAUGCCAUGAUAUAAUUGUGCAUGAGAAAAUACUAGUAUUUGUUUUUAUUGCAAUAUGAAAAUGCUUGUAUCUAAGAUUCAUGAAAACACUAACUCAAUAUAUUCAAUUUAUUUAG
This is a messenger RNA of Cuscuta campestris, 1141 nucleotides long. Lineage: Eukaryota; Viridiplantae; Streptophyta; Magnoliopsida; Solanales; Convolvulaceae. The record is from the annotation of a GenBank genome assembly.